AUGAAGAUCGGAUCCUACGCCUUGGUCUCAUUCCUUUCUGCCUGUCUCUAUCCCACGAAGGUCACUGCAUCUGAUGGGAACCUCUUUACGUACGAUCCCAACUCCCAAAACGGCCCAGAAUAUUGGAAAGACAUCUCUUUCGAUGAUGGCACUGACAAUCAAUGCGGAGGGGACAGAAACAGCCCCAUCGCUGUUGAAAGCAAUGCCUGUGAAACCUUUGAGGAUUACGAACUGACGCCCGGAACUUGCCUUGUUCAAGACUUUGGCUUUGUCGUCAACAAUCAUGCCGAGCAGGUCAAUGCUCCUACUCAACAAGUCUGCGAAACCAACAAGAUGAAGAUCCCGGGUGUGGCGGGAGAAUUUGAGAUGUUGCAGUUUCACAUUCACAUGAACUCGGAGCACACCUUUGAUGGUAGCCACUUUGCAGCAGAACUCCACGUUGUCCAUAGUGAAGUCGGUGGGGAUAGAUUGGCUGUACUCGGAAUGUUCUUCGUCCCCACAGCACUUGAGAGCAACGCGCUUGUAGACGAUCUUCUUCGCGGCUUUGACGCCAUCUCGGAUGAAACCUAUACCGCGUGCAACAUGACUACCCUUCCCCACUGGUGGCAAGAUCAGGACCAGGACCAGGACCACCAAGCGCAAGCUGCAGAUGUGGAUCAAGAAGCUGUGAAACCUCGCUCUGGGUCGACUGUCACUCCCGAGAAUCCCUUCAACGUGUACGACCUCGUCCCUAAAGAAGCAUCCAUGUACUACUACUCUGGAGGCCUUACGACUCCUCCUUGCACAGAGAUUGUGGAAUGGAGUGUGGUGGACAAGCCUGUUGAGAUCACCGUUGCGCAAUACAACGACCUCUCCAGCCUCAUCCUGAACUAUGUGGACCCCACAACGUGUGACUUUGCGACAGUGGCUGAUCCCAAUAGCGGAAGCACGAGCCGCCCUACACAACCUUCGAAUGGUCGGCAUGUGACGCGUAUCUGCCCCGUGGGCUUUGUCGAGGAAGAGAACGUGGACUUGGACUUGGAAUCGGCGAGCAGUGGAAGAUUCUCUGUGCCGACAUGGAGUUCGUUCCAUGUCUUGACCACCAUGUUUGUUGGAGGCUGGGUUGCCCGUCGCUUCUAA
Seminavis robusta is the source of this 1119-nucleotide messenger RNA. NCBI's taxonomy places the organism in Eukaryota, Bacillariophyta, Bacillariophyceae, Naviculales, Naviculaceae. The record is from the annotation of a GenBank genome assembly.